This is a messenger RNA of Neospora caninum, 2343 nucleotides long. RefSeq lists its product as hypothetical. The record is from RefSeq and is a predicted model, not a curated record. Gene Ontology annotation, molecular function: RNA binding. Bases 1 to 2343 code for a protein of 780 amino acids. Lineage: Eukaryota; Apicomplexa; Conoidasida; Eucoccidiorida; Sarcocystidae. The transcript is spliced from 16 exons. Gene Ontology annotation, biological process: mRNA processing.
AUGCAUCCCGGGGCUCUUCCCUUCGUGCCAGGAGGCGCCGCGCAGCCUGCUGCGGGGAUGGCAGGCAUCGGCGCUCCGGGAGUUGGAAACUUUCCACGGCCUGCAAUGCCCGGAGCUCCGCCUCUCAUGCACCUUUUCGGCGUGCCUCACCUCCCACCCCCAGGCUCCACCCCCGCGGCGUUUCGUCCAGGCCACCCUGGCCUUCUUCCCAACCCCUCGAUUCUGGUCUCUCCCUCUGGCGCCUCCGCUGCGUUUUUCCCUUCCGCGCUCGGCUCGAACUCGCGCGCGUCGGGGGGACUGGCGGGCGCCGCGCAACAGGACAGAGUCUCCACGAAGGCCUCGGACAAGACCGAGGAGGCUAGCAAAGCUGUGACCGUGUACAUCGGAAACAUCAACCGCCACGUGGACAACGACUUUAUGCGGCUACUUCUCGCGGAGUGCGGCCGAGUGAUCAGGUGGAACCGGCAGGCCGAUCCCACGACGGGACAGCUUGCCGCCUUUGGAUUCUGCGAUUUCCAAGACGCAGUCGGAGCAUUGAAUGCACUCGAAGUCCUCCCUGACCUAGUCAUUGGCGGAAAGGCUCUCAAGGUGAACUGCAACGAAAAAGUUCGGGCUGAGGUGAAUCGUGUGCGAGAAGAUCGCGUUCUCUCCACCUUGCACACGUUUCGCGAAAAGACGCGAGAAGAAGUGGAGAAGGAGAUCGACGAGGAAACGGCGCGUCUGCGCACCGCUGUGUUGGAAGUGGUGAAACGAAAAGAGGCGCAAAUUCCGCCUGACGAUGGAGAACACGAAGGGAAGGCGAAGGAGAAGACUCGCCAGGAGGAGAGACAGGCGAGCAAUGCCAGGGGAGACAAGCAUCAAGAGGACAAAGAAGGCAGUGGAAAAGGCGCCUCGUCCAGCGACGGUGCGCGCGCUGACGCCCGCGCAGCUUCGCGUCGCUCUUCGUCCGCGAGAGAGUCGUCUUCGGUGACGGAAGCACCAGCUCCGCUGCCUGCGAACGCGCCCCCAGGUCCGCCGUCGAAAGACGAAGCACAGUCUGCAGCGAGCGUCGUGGCGGCUGCGGGCGGCCUCGGCACCUUUGCGGGUUUGAGCGCACUCAAGGCGAUGGAUCCAGAACUCGCAGAGGCUGCAUCCUCCUGCUCCGUUUACCGCGUUGGACCUGACGGCGUAGACAGAAGAAGAUACAUCACGGAAGACUACCGGCCAUGUCGCCGCGAACUUGAGAGACUUCACCACUUGGAGCGGCGCGACUCCGAAUUUGAAAAAGAGUUCCGGCGCCGCGAGUUGGAGUGGAUCACUCGCGAAGAGGACUUCAAACAGAACAAGGAAAAGGAAAUUGCGCUGGAACAGGAGAUCCGCGACAACGAGCGCCAGCAACUGAUCAACGAAGACCUCCGUGGUGUUUGGUGGGCCGGAUUGCAAGACCCGAAGCGCCGCCAAGAGCGGAAGCGCAGGCGAAGACGCGAAACAGAAGACGACGCGGAGGACCGUGAAGAAGAAGAAAAAGAGCUGCGCGAAGAAGAACGACGAAGGCGAGAGGAACGGAAACGAAACUGUUCUCGGCAAGAAGGCGAGGGCGACGCCCGGCCGACCAGUCUGCACUACGGCGAGAGAGAAACGCGGGAGAAAGAGCUACGCGGGCGAGAAACCGAUCCCCGCGGCGCAGCCGCGUCUUCGCCCUCGCUUCGCCACCACGAUCGAAAAAAGAAAGCGUACUCGCCCUCGUCUUCCGGCGAAAAGGCGCCGAGUUGCGAGGGUACAGGCGAGAGCAAACGCGAGGGACGGAAAGAAGAGAAAGGCCGACACGAGAAGGAUUCGCGCCGCAUCAAAACGGAGCUAAGGACGAGUGCGGCGCAAGUCGCUUCGUCUCAGGAACUUCUCGCGUUUUUCGGCGACGACGAAGACACUUUCGACGGCCAGAGACGCCACAAACCCCUCACGAAACUCGACGAGCACCGCGACGUCACUAACAAAAUGCAAAAGGCGAAGGAGACGCUGAAAGUUAUCGAACACUCAAAGAAGCUUCUCGCAUCCAUCCCCACGGAGAAGGAGAAACUGUUUGUCUACGACAUCGAUUGGUCUCUUCUCAUUUCGAAGAACAUUUUGGAUGUCAAGCUCCGACCCUGGGUAAGGAAGAAAGUGUGUGAAUUUAUGGGCGCCGAAGAAAGCCUCGUGCUCGAGGUGAUUGACUACAUCGUGAAGCGCGUCUCCGAUCGCCCGCAGGCCGAGGAACUGCUCAGUGAACUUGCAAAGUUUCUCGACGAAGAAGCGGAAGGAUUUGUGAAGAACAUGUGGCGACUCCUCAUAUACGAGCAGCUCAAGUUGAAGGAAAGCGCCGAGUAG